AUGGCCAGCGAAGCGAGGAAUGGGGCGCCGUGCUGCGGGCCGGCUGUCGGCGAGCAUUGGCAAAUGCCGUCGAAGGAAGGGAAAUUGCUUACAGGCUUGGUCGUCAACAACUCCAUGGCUGGUCGAAGGGUUGAAUUCGUCCCGCAGAAGGGAAACCAGGUUUGCUGGUACGGAUGCGGUCCGACCGUGUACGACGCCAGCCACAUGGGUCACGCCCGGACCUACGUCACUUUCGAUGUGAUUCGCCGAAUCAUGAGCGACUACCUGAACUACGAUGUGACGAUGUGCAUGAACAUCACCGAUAUUGAUGAUAAAAUCAUCAAACGGUCUAUCGAGCAAGGCGUCGACUUUCUCACGCUGGCGCGACACUGGGAAAAGGAGUUCUUCAACGACAUGGCUGCUUUGAACGUCCGGCUGCCGACGGUGGUCACGCGCGUCAGCGAAUACAUUCCGGAAGUUCUGUCUCUCAUCCAGCGCAUUGAGAAGAACGGCUACGCGUACGAGAGCCAGGGUUCGGUUUACUUCGACACGCAGAGCUUCCGCAACAGUGACAAACACAUUUAUGGCCGAAUGGAGCCUUCAUCCGUCUCUGACGAAUCCCGAGUCCUCGAGGGAGAAGGCGAACUGGGCGUCACGUCCUCGGAGAAGCGCCACCCGUGCGACUUUGCGCUCUGGAAGAAGGCGAAGGAAGGCGAGCCUUCGUGGGACUCUCCUUGGGGCAAAGGCCGACCUGGCUGGCACAUCGAGUGCUCAGCGAUGGCGGACAGCGUCCUGCCGUUCCCGCUGGACAUCCACAGCGGCGGCAUCGACCUGCGCUUCCCACACCACGAUAACGAGCUCGCACAGUCUGAAGCUGCUGCAGAUCGCCCACAGUGGGUCAACUACUUCCUUCACUCCGGGCACCUGCACAUCCACGGGGCGAAAAUGUCCAAGUCCCUGAAGAACUUCAUUACAAUCAAGGAGUGCCUCUCGCGCUUCACAGCGCGGCAGAUUCGCCUGCUGUGUUUGAUGAACCGGUGGGACUCGUUCAUGAACUACAGCCCUGACGGUGAAACAAUGCAGCAGGCCAUCGACGUCGAUCGUGCAUUCGACAACUUCUUCGCGCUCGCCAAAGCGAAGCUCAGAGACGCGUCGCCGCCUUCCGACUACUCGCAGAAAUGGAGCGCUGACGAGUUCGCGCUCAACGCCAGUCUGCGAACCGCGAAGGAGCAGGUUCAUGCGGCGAUUCUCGACAACUUCAGCACGCCCGAGGCAGUCGUCGCUCUGCAGCACCUCAUGUCCGCGACGAACAGCUACUUGAACCAAAAGAGCGGCGGCGAAGUCAAGGCUCCCCUCGUCAAGGAAGUCGCGAAGUACAUCUUCCACAUGCUGAAGAUUUUCGGUGUCGUGGAAGACGACGAAGAGGAUCUGAUGUACGCGAGGGCGCAGGGCUCCACAGCGGCUGCUGCAGAGGCGACUGACGGCUUGGUGCAUUGCCUUGGAGCCUUCCGAGAGACGGUGCGGACAACCGCGACGCAGGGCAUGAAGGAGGCGAACCAGGAGAUUAAGCGCGCGGCACCGUCGCAGAAAGGCACUUCAGCUGACGGCGACGCCGCCGCCAACGGAGGCGGCGACGUGCUGCAGUCUCUGUGCGCGAAGAUGCGCACACUGCUUCAGGCCUGCGACGAUGUUCGCGACAAGAAGCUCACCGACUUGGGUGUCCUCCUCCAAGACCGCCCCGACGGCACUUUCGUCUUCAAGCGCGUCAGCAAGGAGGAGCUUCAGCGGGCCUGCGAGCUGAAGGAGGAGGAGGAGCGGAAGCGCCGCCUGCAGAGAGAAGAGCAACAGAAAGCCGCGGCAGCGCUGCAGGCGAAGAAAGAGCGCGAACGCCAGGUUCCGCCCGCCGACUACUUCCGCGUGCUGCAGGCGGAUCUCUACGCAGACUUCGAUGAACAGGGAGUUCCGCUGACUCUCAAGAGCGGGGAACCUGUAUCGAAGACGCAGCGCCAAAAAAUGUUGAAGCAAAUCGAGAAGCACCAGAAGGUCUUCGAACAGUGGCGCGCCUCCCAGGAGAAGCAGGCUUAA
Messenger RNA from Besnoitia besnoiti, 2064 nucleotides. Its product is annotated as cysteine-tRNA synthetase (CysRS). Gene Ontology annotation, molecular function: ATP binding; cysteine-tRNA ligase activity. Bases 1 to 2064 code for a protein of 687 amino acids. Lineage: Eukaryota; Apicomplexa; Conoidasida; Eucoccidiorida; Sarcocystidae. The transcript has 14 exons. Gene Ontology annotation, biological process: cysteinyl-tRNA aminoacylation. The record is from RefSeq and is a predicted model, not a curated record. Gene Ontology annotation, cellular component: cytoplasm.